Mercenaria mercenaria is the source of this 2187-nucleotide messenger RNA. Its product is annotated as hemicentin-1-like. The coding region runs from base 1 to 1356 and encodes 451 amino acids. The transcript has 9 exons. The record is from RefSeq and is a predicted model, not a curated record. NCBI's taxonomy places the organism in Eukaryota, Metazoa, Mollusca, Bivalvia, Venerida, Veneridae. Gene Ontology annotation, molecular function: protein binding.
AUGCUGUCUUCGGCUCAAGUGCAUUUUGCUAGAGCGGAUCUCACGAGGCGCACAAGCUUCGAGUGUGAUCCGGCCUUGCAAAAUCUAUACGAGACUAGUCCGGUAACAUACAAUACAAAAGGUCAGUCCUCUACCAAUUAUUACUGUCCAUACAGGUCUGGUGGCGUUGACUACACCUUGUAUGACUUGUAUGCUGCAGGUGUACGUCUCAACAAUACGUUCGCUCUCUCUUUCCAAGUCCAGUGUCCAAAUGAUGCCCAUAUUUUGCUGCAAGAAUCUGCCAGUGAUUAUUACAAUAACGUGAUAGAGAUAGUGCUGGGAGGCUGGGCUAACACCAAAUCUGUAAUCAGAGACGAGCAGCAGGGCACACCAGUGGCAGAAUACUCCGAGAGCGGUAUUGUAUCCGGAACUGAAUACAGAUAUUUCUGGUUUAGCUGGGACAGUAACACAAUUGCUGUGGGUAAAGGGGACACACCGUACACUAAUGAAGUUAUGUCCUGGAAUGGCCUUGCACACGGUGUCUACUACAUCUCAAUAGGGAUUGGUUACGGCACGGACGGAUACUGGAAAUUCAUGAUAGUUGACGGAGGAUGGACAGACUGGAGUGCUUGGGGCACGUGCACAACCACGUGCGGUGGUGGAAGCACGACACGAUCACGUACAUGCACGAAUCCUCCUGCCAGUAAUGGUGGAACGCAGUGCACGGGUGACACUGAACAAACGAUGACGUGCAAUUCACAGAACUGUCCGAUUGACGGAAACUGGGGAGACUGGUCCCAGUGGAGUACUUGCUCGGCAACGUGCGGAAACCAGACUAUAUCGAGAACGAGGUCAUGUGACAAUCCUGCAGCGCAAUAUGGUGGUGCCGACUGUUCCGGUUCAGAUAUUGAAACCACGUCCUCUUGCGGAUUACCUGCAUGUCCAAUUGAUGGUGAAUGGGGUGCAUGGUCAUCGACGUCAUGUAGCUCAGCUUGCGGAUAUGGAACAUUGGUCAAAACGAGGUCAUGUGACUCCCCUGCGCCAUCAAACGGCGGAAAUGAUUGUAUCGGAAGUAGCAACGAAACAGAAGUCUGUAUCGCUCAGUAUUGCCAGUCUGUUGGGAAUGCAACAUAUGCAAAUCAAUGUGGAUCUGGUAUGUUUACAUGUUUCAAUGGAACGGUAACAUGUAUAGACGAAGUGUUCCAAUGUGACUGUGAAAAUGACUGUGAUGAUGGAAGUGACGAAGAUGUCACAUGGUCCGGAUGUGACGCUACCUUGGCAGCAAUGUGCUCGUCUGCAGAUAAGCCUUGGUGGAACCUGUUGGCAGUUCUGAUGACGACUUGUGUACCAUUGUUUUACGGCAUGAACAGUUUCUGAUAACGUAGAAAGAAAAAAAAACUGUUAAAAAAAUAUGUUCUUUAUGUUGAUACAAACACAAGUUGAAUACAUUAAUUAAUUUGACGUACAGCAAAACUACCCUUGAUAACCGAAAAAUAGUUGAAUCAGAUUGAUUAUAGCAAGAAAUGUUACCGUAACGUAAGUUACAUUACAUAUGAAUUAUUCUGGAGGAGUCAUCAGUGUGAGCAACCUACGCCAGUUAUGGACUAAAUAAGACGUAGUCUCUUCGUCGGCUAGACAAAUACAAAACAAUACAAAAUCAUUUGCAUAAUUCUAUAGACUGCCUUCGAGUCGGUGCAUAUAAUUAUGUAUAUGUAUAAAUAGAGAUCAAUAGCUACUUACAGGCAUAGGUAUUCGUAUAGCUAAUAUUUCCAGUUUUUUAUGUAUUCAGUAUUGUACGGUACUUUCAAGUUAGGUUACCAAAAGAUAUCACGAAAAAGAAAAAAAAACUGUAAAAGGAGGGGUGUUAAAACCACUCCAUGAUCACCAUGAAAGUAGACAAAUGAGUGUGAUAAGGUGGCCGGAUAAUAGCUGUGUAUACAAAGUCGGGCAUACAGGCAGGAAGAUCGUUCUUCAUAUAAAUGCCAUUCUGUGAGAACAUUUAUAAAAUACGGCAACAUUUUUUUUCGUUCUAAAGAUAUAAAUUUGUAACAAAUAUCAUUGUCAAGUGAAAUAACUCCAAAUAAUACCUUCAAAUCCGCUUCAGAUUUGCCUAUUUCUUAGACUGUGGGUAAAUAUUUCAAAAAUAAACACAAUGACCUAUACCAGUUUACUUGACCAAAUGUGAAAGAUAAUAUGUUGAUUUGCAAC